GUAGAAAAACCUUUAUACUCGCGAAAGUACAAAUGGUGUGUUUCAUUCUUUUUUGGUAUUUAAACUAAAAACCAAAAUAAAAACAGAGCUCUGUUUCUUCUUCUCCACCGCCGUUAUAUAUAAAACCCUUCCCUGAACCCCCAAAACUCUCGGAGCCAUCACACGACAAUGACCGGCGCAUUGUUUAGAAACGCUGCCUUCGAAGCCGCUCGGAUCUUCCGGUUAAAGCUAACUGCGACGGCGAAUCCUUUCGGAAAGCUCGACCCUUUACCGACAGGAGGAAACAUCCGGCGAUUGCAGUCGAGGCCUUAUAAUCGUACGCCUCAGUUUCUCGGGAAAGCAAAGGAAACCGGAGUCUCUGGUUUCUGUACUUCUUCGUCUUCUUCGACGGUCUCUACUGCAGGAUUCAUCGGAUGGUAUUUGGGAAUGGUGAAAUCGCGGCCGGUUCUGACCAAAUCCGUCACGUCCUCCCUUAUUUACAUAGCCGCCGACUUGUCUUCGCAGACAAUUCCACAAGCUUCAGUGGAGUCUUAUGACUUGGUAAGAACAGCAAGGAUGGCAGGAUAUGGGUUAUUAAUCUUGGGUCCUACGCUUCACUAUUGGUUCAAUCUCAUGUCAAGACUCUUCCCAAAACGAGAUUUGAUCACAACGUUUAAGAAAAUGGCCAUGGGACAGACCGUCUACGGGCCUGCCAUGAAUGUUGUUUUCUUCUCACUGAAUGCAGCCUUACAGGGUGAAAACGGUUCAGAGAUAGUUGCUAGAUUGAAAAGGGACCUACUUCCCACAAUGCUAAAUGGUGUCAUGUAUUGGCCUUUGUGUGAUUUUAUUACAUUCAAGUUCUUCCCAGUUCAUUUACAGCCACUUGUGAGCAACUCGUUUUCAUAUUUAUGGACAAUCUACAUAACUUAUAUGGCAAGCCGUGCGAAGCCAACAGCCAUUGCAAUUUGAAAAAGCUCUCUGGGAAACUCUCUCAGUUUAAAAAUGAAGAAAUGAAGCCAAAAAAAACUUUUACUAAAAAGAAACAGAGCAUUCUUCAACAUUCUUUGUUUCCUCUCUCCAGAUUUUAGGAGGAUAUAAUGUAAAGAGUUUUGGGAAAAACUGUGCAUUUGGACAUGUCUUACACUCUUAGAUUUAAUUGACUUCUAUGUUUAGUAUUACAUAUAAUAUUUGAGUAAAAUGGUGGUUCUUUA
Molecule: messenger RNA, 1190 nt
Organism: Arabidopsis lyrata subsp. lyrata
Lineage: Eukaryota; Viridiplantae; Streptophyta; Magnoliopsida; Brassicales; Brassicaceae
Product: PXMP2/4 family protein 4
Exons: 4
Coding region: 169-948 (259 amino acids)
Cellular component (GO): membrane; cytoplasm
Source: RefSeq, a predicted model, not a curated record